AUGAUUGCUCUGUCGCCACAAAUUGUGCCUUCUGCCUCGGACUCACCUUCACCGUCCUUGAAAGCGCCUGUCAAGACGUACAACGAUCUCGUUCGCUCGUUCUUCACUCGCUCCGCCACAGACACCGAACCCGAACCUUCGCGCUCUCCCGCUCGCAUGGGCUUCCGGGAAGGGGACUCAGGCCCUGCAUUUACCCCGCCAGAAUCCUUACCGCCGCCUACACCCGCCGUUCUGGAGCUUGGCUGUGAGGUUCAGGACCUUACAACUACCUUGACCUCGCCCGACGACUGGUCGGACGAUAUCGUUCUCGUCGACGGCAUGCCCAUCCCAUACAUAUCAUCCGGCCACCCCGGCGUAGAAGACGUUGAAGAGUACGACGAAUACGAGGAGGACGUGACCAGCGCCUACACCACACACGGCAUCUCGGAUAUGCCCCGCGCGUCUCUACAACACUUCUCACACCACGGUCUGUCGCGUAGCGCCCUACAACACCACAAGUGGCUCUGGAGCGCGCGCUAUGACGAAUGGAUGCAAUGGCAGAUCGAUGUAGAGCAAGCCACCUCCGGCUACGACGGAGUCGUUGACCCUGCGACCAUCGAACCACCCGCAGCUCUUCGCGCACGUUCGCCUUCUCUCACCCCACCGCCGACACCCACAUCUCCUCUCCCACCUACAGCAUCCCUGCGCGAGGUCAAUCCAGCUAUAUUCCCCCGAACCGGCGACCUAUCUGCUUUGCACGAUCCCCACUCAGCGCGUGUCGACCGCUUCUUUGGGAACUAUCCGCUCUGCACUCUGCAGAAGGCGCUCUUCGUUCUGAGCAUGCGCACCGGGAGCGACGGCGCUUCCACGGCGACAUCCUCAUCUCUCUCGGCGGAAGGUAACUCGCUUCCCAUUACACCUGUAACGCCGAGCGAUGGCAGUCGUUACUCCGAUGAGGAGGACGGAUCGGACACUUCACACACGCGCGGACCCGAGGUUAGGGAGCUUCCGGCUGUAGCCGCAUAUGAACGCUGGGAUGCACGAUGGGAGGUCUUCCAGGAGUUGGCAACAUUGACGCCUCCGGAAAGCGAUGAACCGUCGCGCAAUGGCAAGCUCGCACAGACCUCCUUUGGACUACCGGUGGUGCUACGUCCGCUGGAUGUCCAAAUGGAGCCGGAAGAGCCUGAGCAGCCCGUCGAAGCUCGCCAGAGAACGCGCUUCUUCAUUGCCAACGACGAAGGCGAUGCAGAAGACGAACGUUCCUUCUCUGGCACGGUUGACCAGGACGACGAUGAGGAUGAAGACGACUACGGCGAGAUCUUGGUCAACCCUCGCUUUGGUCGUGGGCCGUAUGUCACGGAGACGGAGCUUCUCCCCGACUUCGAGAACGAGCGCGAGACUGAAGGCUCGCGCUCGAUGGUGGUUGAAACAGACAUCCUCCCUGGUCUACGCCGCCUUCGGCUAUCGCUAUGA
Peniophora sp. CBMAI 1063 is the source of this 1452-nucleotide messenger RNA. NCBI's taxonomy places the organism in Eukaryota, Fungi, Basidiomycota, Agaricomycetes, Russulales, Peniophoraceae. The record is from the annotation of a GenBank genome assembly.